This is a messenger RNA of Apus apus (common swift), 1311 nucleotides long. RefSeq names its product POU class 3 homeobox 2 (gene POU3F2). Bases 1 to 1311 code for a protein of 436 amino acids. Gene Ontology annotation, molecular function: DNA-binding transcription factor activity, RNA polymerase II-specific; RNA polymerase II cis-regulatory region sequence-specific DNA binding. The transcript has a single exon. The record is from RefSeq and is a predicted model, not a curated record. NCBI's taxonomy places the organism in Eukaryota, Metazoa, Chordata, Aves, Apodiformes, Apodidae. Gene Ontology annotation, biological process: brain development; regulation of transcription by RNA polymerase II. Gene Ontology annotation, cellular component: nucleus.
AUGGCGACCGCAGCCUCCAACCACUACAGCCUGCUCGCCUCCGGCUCCCCCAUGGUGCACGCCGAGCCGCCCGGCGGCAUGCAGCCCGGCGGCGGCUACCGCGACGCCGGCGCCCUGGUGCAAGCGGACUACGCGCUGCAGAGCAACGGGCACCCGCUGAGCCACGCUCACCAGUGGAUCGCGGCGCUGUCCCACGGCGGCCCCGGCGGCGGCGGCGGCGGUGGCGGCGGGGGAGGCGGCGGCGGCGGCGGCGGCGAGGCGCCCUGGUCGGCGGGCGCGCUGGGCCAGCCCGACAUCAAGCCGGCGGUGGUGCAGGCGGGCGGGCGCGGUGACGAGCUGCCGCCGCCGCCGCAGCACCCGCCGCCGGGGCGGGCGCCGCACCUGGUGCACCACGGCGGCGGCGGCGGACACCACGCGGCGGCGGCGGCGGCGGCAGCGGCGGCGGCGUGGCGGGCGGGCGGCGCGGCGCACCUGCCGCCCGGCAUGGCCGCGGCCAACGGCGCGCAGGCGGGGCUGCUGUACUCCCAGCCGCCCGGUUUCACCGUCAACGGGAUGCUGGGCGCCGCGCAGCCGGCCCUGCACCACCACGGCCUGCGAGACGCCCACGAGGAGCCGCCGCCGGGGCCGCCCGGGCCGCCGCACCACGGCGCCGAGCACCCGCCGCCGCCCCACGGCCCCCACCCCGGGGCGGGAGGGCCGGCGCCCGCCGCCGCCGCCGCCGCGCCCCCCGGGCCGCCGCCGCACCACGACCCGCACUCGGACGAGGACACGCCGACCUCGGACGACCUGGAGCAGUUCGCCAAGCAGUUCAAGCAGCGGCGCAUCAAACUGGGAUUUACCCAAGCGGACGUGGGGCUGGCGCUGGGCACCCUCUACGGCAACGUCUUCUCGCAGACCACCAUCUGCCGCUUCGAGGCCCUGCAGCUCAGCUUCAAGAACAUGUGCAAGCUGAAGCCUUUGUUGAACAAGUGGUUGGAGGAGGCGGACUCCUCCUCGGGCAGCCCCACCAGCAUAGACAAGAUCGCGGCGCAGGGCCGCAAGCGGAAAAAGCGCACCUCCAUCGAGGUGAGCGUCAAGGGCGCGCUGGAGAGCCACUUCCUCAAGUGCCCCAAGCCCUCCGCCCAGGAGAUCACCUCGCUCGCGGACAGCCUACAGCUGGAGAAGGAGGUGGUGAGAGUGUGGUUUUGUAACAGGAGACAGAAAGAGAAGCGCAUGACUCCCCCGGGAGGGACGCUGCCGGGCGCCGAGGACGUGUACGGGGCCAGCAGGGACACGCCGCCGCACCACGGGGUGCAGACCCCCGUGCAGUGA